AUGGACCAGGUUUCAACGCUCACCAUGAAUUUCCACCUAUUCAUCCAAGAUAUGCGGCUAUUUUAUGGACAUAUUCUUGUUGUCCAAAUCUUCGAGGAACACGUCUGGUGGACUCUAUCCCUUGACCUUGAUCCCUUCAUCGGAAACCGCAAUGGCCGCCUCACCUGGGGCUAUGAGGACUAUUCUAGGGAGGCCAGGAACAUCCAGCUGAUAAAGGACCCCAACGGUUUGACCCCUGUCCUCACUGCAACACUUAAAGACCGUGAGGGGAAUGAUAGGGAUAGCGGGAUCAAUCUGGCUCAGUGCAUCGGCAUCCACAACAAUGCCCUUGUUUGCAGACCCGACCAGCGAUACUGGACGGAACCGGUGAGGAACGACCUUCGGGGGAUCACUCAUUUUCGCUUCAUGCUCUAA
Messenger RNA from Fusarium vanettenii 77-13-4, 414 nucleotides. RefSeq lists its product as uncharacterized. Lineage: Eukaryota; Fungi; Ascomycota; Sordariomycetes; Hypocreales; Nectriaceae. The record is from RefSeq and is a predicted model, not a curated record. The transcript is spliced from 3 exons. Bases 1 to 414 code for a protein of 137 amino acids.